GCCAACGGGGCUUACGGCCGCAGCUCCCCAUACGCGAGCUCUUUGCUCCGUUCUUUUUAAUAACAAGAAGAAGAAGAAAGCAAAAAAAAAAAGAUUGGUUGCAACGGUCGGCCUUCUUUUGGAAGGGAACCCAACCCGAAGCGUCUACUUGGGUUGGAUGCGGGUUGCUUUCCGCUCAGAGAAGCGGAAGCCCAACGAUGCCUUUCCCUCUGAGGACCGUGUCUCCCCUCAAGCUGUGCCGCUUGGAAGAGGGCGCUGCCGCCGUUCAGAGGGACAAAGAAGGGCACGCCAGGCGAAGCGGCGCGGGGCCCCUCUUCGGCUCCCUGGAAGAUGUCUGCUCCCGCUCGCUGGUAUCCCUCCUCUGGCAGCUCUCGGACCUUUCCCGCUGUGCCAGCGACGUCUUCGGCGGGAUCCAGAGCGAAGCGGAGAGCCUAGGACGCCGGAGCGCCCGGCUCCAGCGCCGGGUGGACUCCCUUAAGGCUCUCGCCGGUUGCCUGGACCACCGCAAAGUCAAAGUCCCUGUCUCCAAUGUAGAUGAAGAGAGUAGAUGGACAGUUCAUUACACUGCACCCUGGCAUCAUCAAGAGAAUGUCUUUUUACCAUCCACAAGGCCACCCUGUGUGGAGGAACUGCAUCGUCAAGCCAAGUUGAAUCUGAAGUCUGUAUUGAGAGAAUGUGACAAACUUCGGAGAGAUGGCUACAGAAGUUCUCAGUACUAUUCUCAGGGUCCAACAUUUUCAUCUUCGACCAACACAGUCUAUGGAAGUUACCAAGAUGACUAUGAAGAAAUUGAACAAAAGUGUUCAACCCCUUCUCCUGAAGAGGAGAAGCUUAUUCCUAUCAAAAGACCCAAAACACCAACUCCUGAUGAAUUCUCUGAUAUCAACACUAAGACGAAUUGGACCAAGUCACUUCCAUUGCCAACACCAGAGGAGAAGAUGCGACAACAGGCUCAGGCAGUCCCAACUGAUGUUAUACCUAUUAAUGUAACAGGGGAGAAUUUUGACCGCCAAGCCAGCAUACGGAGGUCUCUAAUUUACACAGACAUUGUGGUAAGGCGGCCGAAGAAAGUGAAAAGGAGAAAGACUAUUACAGGAGUCCCUGACAGCAUCCAAAGAGAGCUAGUUGGCAAUGGCAAAUGUGACAUCCGUGGCCAUUCAUUAUGUGUCCCUGAUCAUUAUUCUACACUAGGAAGACUUGAAAACUAUCAGUCUUCCAUGCAGCAGUGUGACACCAAAGACUCCAGCUGUCAGACAGAAGAAGUCAAAGUGGUGCCACCUUCAGUUAGGCGAAUACGUGCACAGAAGGGUCAUGGAAUUGCAGCCCAGAUGUCACAGCUGUCUAGUUCUUCUGGAAAUAUGUCUGUGAUGAGUGACUCCGCUGGGGUAAUGUUUGCUUCUCACCUAAAUAAUGACCUGGGCUUUCACAGUCUACCUCGGUCUGGAGCAAGAGUGUCCCUACAUUUACUUGAACGUAGGCAUAGCCUCUCCAAGUCAACAGAAGGUGGACCUUUGUCACAUCAGAUAGGUGUGUUGCAAGGGAAUGAAAGGAUACAUGAUAUGAGGAACGGCUGUAGGAUAGGUGUGCUACAGAGGCCAAAGUCUCAAGAAGUAAACUGUGAGAAUGGAAAAGCGGAAAGCACGGCAUGUACGAUCUCUCCACAUGUUGCAUAUUCCACCAGCAUCAUACCAAAUGCUUCCCUGUCAUCCUCUUCAGAUGUAAUUGUUAUUCACACAGCACAGAGUUCCAAGAUGACAGAUAGUAAAAUGUAUCCAAAGCCUAGAGACAACCUUGUUGCCAGCAAUACAAUAAAUACGAAAGAGCAGCGUCAUUCUUCUACUGGCACCUGGAGUGACACCAGCUCAAUGCAUCAUUCACAGUCCUCAGAUACCACUAUCUCAUCCAGUGGUGUGAUGAUGCUUGGUUUUGGAGAUGCAGGCAUGUCUCUUUGUGAUACAGGAACUAUGGAAAGUAACCCCCAUAACUGUAGAAACAAUCACAGUUUUCCAAGCCAUUCUCAGGACACUAAUGGUGGAAGUGAAUCAAGUUACACUGUGGACAAAGUACAGGACAAAGUUAAACAAAAUGCAAAGCACUGUGGAUUCAAGCAUUGUGGAAAUGACACCGCCUUACACAUGUCAAACUGUGCCAUUCCAGGUUGCUCCAGCCCUGGCAGCCUUGAAAGAGUCUUAGCCAAAGAAGACUCGCACUCUUUAUACUCUUUGGACAGUGAUGUCUGUUACGCUUCUAUGCAUAUGGAUUCAGAUCUCCAGUCUGAUCAAAGCUGCAGUGAAAAUGGCUUUGGAAACCCCAGGCAUAGUGUCAUUAAUGUGUUUGCUGGAAGCGAAAAGAAAUCUCUGGGAGAUUUUGCAAGUUCCAGUGACAAGUCACUCUCACGUAGCAUUUCCUUAAAAAAGGCAAAAAAACCACCUCUCCCACCAUCAAGAACAGAUUCUCUUAGAAGAAUCCCCAAGAAUAAACCUCAGUCCAGUGGACAAGUAUUGGAUGAUAAACUGAUAGCUAGCCUUCAACAUUCCUUGCAACUGAACCUCCAAUGCAAAAACGGCAGCUCACCAUCACAAAGUCCCUGCAGUGAUUAUGAUGAUCCUUGGGUGCUGCGGUCUCGUAGCCAGAGCUCUGUUAGCGCCAGUAGCAGCAUGAUGUCUGCCGCAGGAUUGAACAUGUAUUCCAUCUGUGCUGUCACACCAUCCCAGAGUGACACAAGUAGCAUCAAAUCAGAAUACACUGACCAGUGGUGUUACUACAGUGACUGUUCCGGGAUUCCAGAUGACCAUUCAAAAUCCACAGUAAAUCAUUCCUCUAAUACUGCACCAAAGCUCAUUGAUUAUGUUAGUCACCUUAGUGAUGGGCCAAGGGCUUCUGUACCACAUGUGCCCCCUGGAGUUGCCAAAGCAAAAGUCACUUCUCCAGAAAAAUCACAGAGAGUUACGUCACCAUCUAGUGGAUAUUCUAGCCAAUCCAACACGCCCACAGCACUUACACCAGUGCCUGUCAUUCUAAAAUCUAUGUCAACAGGAAAUGCAAAGUCCAAGAUGAAGCCUAAAGUGCCUGAAAGAAAAUCAUCUCUACUAUCUUCAGUUUCAAUGUCUUCCUCUUCCACAUCUCUAUCAUCCAAUACAUCUGCUGAAGGGACUGUGAGUCUGAAGAAACCUGACCCUACCCUGAGCUUCCCUCUGGUUACAUCAUCUUCACUAAUGUUUUCAGACUCCAAUGACCCUCUUCUUCCUCCCCCACCGCCUCCCCUAACAGAUGUUACUGAUCUUCCUUGUCCACCUGGAUCGCCAAGUUUUCCACCUCCUCCCCCAGAUGCUGUCACAAAUGCUUCAUCUCCUCAGAAUAUUGCAUGUUUUAAUAAUCAAGAUACUUCAAGUCAUUUUUCUCAUUCAUUACUUCCUGCUUCAUCUCAUCUCCUCCCACCCACUUUCCCUUCUUCAGUUGCUCCACCAGCACCACCCUUGGAUCCCAAACUCAUGAAAGAUGUCCAUAAACCAGUACCAUAUUCUUUCAAGAAAUACAAUUUGGAGGCUUCUUGCAACAAUGCAAUAAAACAGCCCUUAAAUAAGGAUGAUCUCCCUAGGCCUCCAAUGCCACUAAUAACUACUGAAGCUCUCCAAAUGGUACAACUGAGGUCUGUGAAGAAAGCUACGAUGUCAGACGUUGCACAAUCAGCUGAGUCUGCUUCCAAAGCAAAUCCUCAGGAAAAAAAACAAGAUUCUUUUUCUGCUGAGUUGCCCUUCAAAUCACAUUUGUCAGGAGGAUACAAUGACAGGCUGGAUGAAGGUGAAGUUAAAGCCCAGAGAGCUUCUGUUUACAGCCCAAAUAGCAGAAGGUCUGAACCUACCAAUGCUAAAAUGCCCAGAAGUGCAGUCAGCCUAGUUAACUCCUUUGCCAGAGAUUCACAACCAGACAAUGCUGAAGAAGCUUUGGUACAGAACCAAGAUUCUCAUUGUAAUCUUGCAUGUUCAUCCCUUCAGGAACAAUCUGGAUUUCUCAGCAAGCCUCGGGAUAUAUUGCCAAACAAGAAGCCACCACCUGUUUCAAAGAAACCCAAACUGUUCCUGAUUGUGCCACCCCCACAGCCUGAUGUUACAACAGAGAAAAUAGCUAUGGUGGGUGAAACAGUGAAAAGCAUUCCAAGCACAACUACGAAGGAUGCUGAAAUUGCACAGUGCAGCCAGGUUAACGAUUAUCCUACAGAUGGAUUCUGUUCCUAUGAAAUGGACUCUAGCAAUCCUGUCCCAGAAGGAGGACCUGCAAGUCCUAUAUCCUGUGAAGCCAGGGUCUCUAUUCUGCAGCCCCGGCAGGAGGAGACAGCUUGCUUAUAUGAACAAAGCAGUCCAGACAGAAAUGUAGACAGAAUCUCUGGAGCAAAGAAGCACUUUUCUCAAGGGAAUGGAAGUUCUGAAGCGAUUGAAGCAGAUGCAGCAAACAGCUUUUUGCUGCAGAGCCCCCCUAGCUAUGGGGAAGGCAGUGAGAUGAUGCCCAGUCGACCAAGGACAACUGAGGAUCUUUUUGCAGCCAUUCACAGGUCCAAAAGGAAAGUCCUUGGCCGCAAAGAUUCUGAAGAUGAUCGCACUCGAAAUCAUUCUCCAUCACCCCCAGUUACACCUACUGGUUCUUCCCCAAACCUGCCUUCCCUUAGGCAGGCAGGAUCAAUUCAGAGAAAUAUUCGCAAGAGCAGCACCAGCAAUGACAACUUCAAAGCACUGCUUCUUAAAAAAGGGAGCCGUUCAGAUACCAGCUCUCGUAUGUCAGCAGCAGAGAUGCUGAAGAAUACAGACCCAAGGUUUCAAAGAGCUAAAGUAGAUUCUGCCGGGGAACUGGGUGAGACUACAAUGGGUUCUCCUACCAGGAGCAGAAGGCCCCAGGAAGAAUGGGCCAAGAGUGAAGGCCUGAUGCCAAGGAGUCUGACCUUUUCCAACACCAGAUAUAGCAGAUCUCGAACGCCCCCCUCUGCUGCAAGUAGCAAGUAUAGUGUUCGAAACCGGAUCCAGAGUAGCCCUAUGACUGUUAUCAGUGAGGGAGAUGUGGAAGCUGCUGAAUCUGCAGAAAACCGAACUCACAGGUCUUUAGAAGAGGGACUUGAUGUGUUUGAGAGUGAUGAUAUGGAUAUUAAUGAAGAUAGAGGCUCUACUGAGGAUGCCAACAUGCACAAGGACUUGAUAUCUUAAUGGGUGACACAGAAUGCCCUUCACUUUUUUUGUAUUAGCAUUUAAACUGAAAAGUUUAAAUGAGGUUUAAGAGGCUAGACUUUCAGAAGGCAUAUGUAACAAGUAAGGCACUGAGCCUAAGUACAAUUUAGGGUGUGUUUGUGUACUGAAUAGAUGCUGCAGCAUUGAUAUUCUGCUCAGCUUAAUUGGACUGACUUUUUUGUUUGAAAGAUACUAGUAACCAGACCUCUCCAUUAAAGCCUUAAUAACAAUAAUAAUAGUAAUGACAAUUCUUGGGUUCUAGAUUGAGCAUGUUUUUUUUCUUUUUUGAGGGUAUAAAAAACUAAGUAAGCCUGCAAAAAAAAUGGGAAGCUUCUGUGGUACAGGUGGCAGUAACUUGUUAAGUAUUAUAUUUAUGAACCCUAGUAAACUUUCAGCAGGGACCAUUAGCGAGAUAUAUGCAGCCUAUUAGUUAGCAGGACUGGCAUUGCUCCACUGCUGCUUCUGAUGUGAUCUGGUCUCCUCUUGUGAUCUAACCCAUGUCAUAAUAAUAUAACAAGAGUCUGGAUUAAAUUUUGAAAACUCCAACUGGAAAAAAACACUGUUGUGAUACUGAAGUGACUGCUGUGCAGCCAUAUUACAACCCAUCUGCUUGGUUUUCAGAGGCCAUUUAUUCUAUGUGGUUUCUCUGAAUAAAGUUUGAGGUAUCCUUUUGGAGACCUAAAAUAAAUAGUUGCAGGUUUAUAAUGAGGAUGUAGAUAGAUUCAGGUGAAACCUAAUAAGCAAACAGCCAUCAUUGUUUCAAUUUUAAAGUAAAUGCAACAUGUGAGAACUUAACAUCAUGGAACUGUGAAGAGUACUUUUUCUUUUUCAGUUAAACUGGGUAUUGCAUUGUUGUCAGCUGUUGUUUGUCAAAAAGGAGAAGAGCUUUGAGUAACAUAUCACUUGAAAGAUCCAACAGUAACUAAUUUUUUUGUUACCAAAGAGUGCACUACAAUUACUUUUACUUUUUAGGAAUAGCCAGCAUUUCCUUGUUCUGAGGAAAUAACAUUACCCAUUUAGAAGACUUUAUUAAGUUUAUUAAGAAUUUAUCAUUGAUUUAAAAAUUAACUUUUUCUUCCUUGUAAAGAAAACUACAGAUAAAAUAACUGCAGUUUUGCUCACAGUUUUGUAAAGAGGCUUUUAAUUUUUGAAAAAGAAUUUUGCGUAAGUUGAUAGUCUGUAAGGUUUUUAUAAUAUUUGUACAUAAUGGAAGUUCUUAAGGUAAUUUUUGUUUUCUCAGAGUUUGGAAUUUCUACAUUUUUAGAUGUUAAGAAAAAUCCUGUAUGUAGAUAAUUUAUUUUGAUGAAAAACACUUGACUCCUUUUUUGCCUUCCAUCUCUAUAUUGUUAAUACUGUAAAUUUCAGGGGUCUUCACUCAACUGAAGAAGGAGAUGGAGUCAAUGCUGUGAUUCUGGUUUAAUAAACAAGGCUGCCAUUUGUCA
This is a messenger RNA of Candoia aspera, 6655 nucleotides long. RefSeq names its product NHS like 1 (gene NHSL1). The record is from RefSeq and is a predicted model, not a curated record. The transcript has 8 exons. NCBI's taxonomy places the organism in Eukaryota, Metazoa, Chordata, Lepidosauria, Squamata, Candoiidae. Gene Ontology annotation, biological process: cell differentiation. The coding region runs from base 198 to 5192 and encodes 1664 amino acids.